Messenger RNA from Xiphophorus maculatus (southern platyfish), 6894 nucleotides. RefSeq names its product muscle associated receptor tyrosine kinase (gene musk). Bases 401 to 3313 code for a protein of 970 amino acids. Gene Ontology annotation, molecular function: protein binding; ATP binding; transmembrane receptor protein tyrosine kinase activity. NCBI's taxonomy places the organism in Eukaryota, Metazoa, Chordata, Actinopteri, Cyprinodontiformes, Poeciliidae. Gene Ontology annotation, cellular component: signaling receptor complex. The transcript is spliced from 17 exons. Gene Ontology annotation, biological process: cell surface receptor protein tyrosine kinase signaling pathway; positive regulation of kinase activity; protein phosphorylation. The record is from RefSeq and is a predicted model, not a curated record.
AAUUGUGAUAUGAUUGAAUUUAUAUCCUUCAAUAAAUUUGUUGUGCUUCUGCUAGAUUCCUGACAGGGAACAGUAACAUCCCACUGUGAUUUAUUUUGAAUAAAUAUAAAGUGUCCUGCCAGUGUUGUUGACCACUGCGCCUGCUGUGUUAGGAGCCAUCUGAGCUCAGAGCAUAGCUGCAAAAUCCCAGUGACUGUACUUAAGCAGCUGCCACUGUCCAUCACCCAGUUAAAACACACGCAGAGUGACAGAGCUGUCCCAGAGAGAGCUCAUGGUCGUCCCCGGCACAGAGUGAAGCAACAAGAUCACCUCCUUAUCUGCUGUGGGACACUAGCUGUCAGUUUGUUAUUUUGCUUCCUCGACCACAUGUUUUACUCAGUUUAAUCGUUUUGGAGCCAAAAUGAAGACUUUGGAGCAAAUAUUUGCCUUUCAUAUGAUUCUGGUCACUUCAGCUUACAGCACACAGAGAGCACCUCGUAUCAUCACUUUACUAGAAACAGUGGAUGUUCUUCUUGAUCACAAUGCCACCUUCAUCUGUGAGGUGGAAUCAAGUCCCAGUGCUUCUAUUACAUGGACCAAAAACAAUCAGCCAAUCAUGUACUAUGACAACCGAUACCUUACCAAGGAGCAGGGCCAGAUGUUGACCAUCCCUCAUGUGAAAGAUUCAGACAACGGAGAGUACUGCUGCAUUGCUAGCAACGGCAUAGGAGAAGCUGCAAAGAGUUGUGGAGCUCUCCAGCUGAAGAUGAAGCCCCAGAUCAAGCGUCAGCCUACCAACGUAACUUUACUGAUAGAAUCUAAAGCAGUGCUGCCCUGUGUUACCCUUGGGCAUCCCAAACCAGAUGUCACCUGGCUCAAAGACGAUGAGCUUAUCAAGAUCAGCGACCGCGUCACCAUUCUUGAUUAUGGGGCACUAAAAAUUCAUAGGAUCCAGACGGAGGAUGCUGGGAUGUACCGCUGUGUGGCCAGGAACAGCUUUGGUUUGGCCUUUUCAAAGCCCGUCACCAUUGAAGUACAAACUCCAGCACGACUCCUGCGAGUUCCAAAAGAGAAGAGAGCAGAUUAUGGUAGCCAGAUAACCCUGGAGUGCAAUGCCACUGGAAAUCCUACUCCCACCAUCACCUGGCUGGAAAAUGGGAAUACUGUGUCAGGUGCCUCGGUGGAGGAGACUUUGGAGGGAAAUGUAAUACUCUCCGUUCUUAAAGUAACGGUGACUAAGUCAGCAUUAUACACAUGUGUGGCCUCCAACAGACACAGCGGCGGAGCGAACAAUGUUAAAAAAAGUGCCAGAGUCACUGUUACAGACUGGAGACAUCAUCAGCAACAACAGACACCAGGCAGUCAUAAAGGCAUCACAGGCUACUGCAGUGCAUAUCGUGGAGAUGCGUGUCGAACGAAUCUUCGAGACGAUUCUCUGGUUUUCUUCAACUCCUCUCUCUCGGACCCUGAAGGGAUGCAGGAAUACCUGGUUCAGAGCUGGUUGGCUGAGCUGGAAGGCCUCAGUGGACUCUGUAACCCAGCUGCACUCUCACUGCUCUGCCACUCUGCCUUCCCUGACUGCAACCCAUCAGGUGGCUCGGCCCCUAAACCAGUCUGCAGAGAGCACUGCCUGGCAGUGAAGGAGCUCUAUUGCCAUAAGGAGUGGUUGACACUGGAGGGGACUGGUUCAGUUCAGGCUGGACUCUUAAGCUCAGUCACCGGGUCCCAAAUUUUCACUUCACUGCUACCCAACUGUCAGGCCUUACCAAGUCUUCACACUGACCCAUAUGGUUGUACAUAUAUCCCCUUUGUAGAUCUCCAAAAAGAUCAGAUAACAACAACAUGUUAUGAUGGCAGGGGUCGUUUCUACCAAGGCAGUGUGAAUAUCACAAGAUCUGGAAUACAAUGUCAACCGUGGAACAAACAGGUUCCCCACCAGCACCGCCUAUCGGUGGAUGUCAUUCCAGAGCUGAUGAAUUCAAAUAACCACUGUAGGAAUCCUGGAGGAAUCAGCGACAAGCCUUGGUGUUACACCUCAGAUCCUAAUAUACGCUGGGAAUACUGCGCAGUGCCUCAGUGUGGGGAAAUAAUCACAGCGCCAGUGAGGAAGCCAGAGCUGACAGCGCCUGAUCAGGUUCCUCGUCCCCCUCCCACCUCGACAUCAUCAUCGCCAGCCUACUCCAUGACUGUCAUCGUUAUUGUCCUAACCUCAAUGGCAAUUGCGGUCUUCCUCACAAUUAUCAUCCUUGGCUGUCAUAGGAGGAGAAAGCAGUGGAGGAACAGAAAAAGAAGAGAGAUUGGGACCCCAACACUGAGCGCUCUUCCAUCUGAGCUCUUGUUGGAUCGACUCCAUCCUAAUCCCAUGUACCAGAGGGUUCCUUUGCUCCUGAAUUCAAAGCUGCUGGCCCUCGAGUAUCCCCGCAACAAUAUCCAAUAUGUCAGGGACAUUGGGGAGGGAGCGUUUGGACGUGUUUUUCAGGCCAGAGCACCGGGCCUCCUGCCGACAGAGCCUUUCACAAUGGUGGCUGUGAAGAUGCUGAAAGAGGAAGCCUCAGCUGACAUGCAGAACGACUUCCAGAGGGAGGCGGCGCUCAUGGCCGAAUUCGACCAUCCAAACAUCGUUCGACUGUUGGGUGUCUGUGCUGUGGGUAAGCCGAUGUGUCUGUUGUUUGAAUACAUGGCCCAAGGGGACCUCAAUGAGUUCCUACGUCGCCGAUCUCCAACCCAGUCCGUGCGCACCAUCAGCCGAGCUAGCCUAUCAGCUCGCAGUUUCUCCUCCGACGGGGAAGCAGCGUCUCUCACCUGUCCGGAACAACUCUCUGUUUCUAAGCAGAUCGCCGCGGGAAUGGCCUAUCUGUCAGAGCGCAAGUUUGUCCACCGGGACCUUGCAACACGCAACUGCCUAGUUGGAGAAGAAAUGAUUGUGAAGAUUGCAGACUUUGGCCUCUCCAGAAACAUCUAUUCAGCUGAUUACUACAAAGCCAACGAGAAUGAUGCAAUCCCCAUCCGCUGGAUGCCCCCGGAGUCGAUUUUCUACAAUCGCUACACAACUGAAUCAGAUGUAUGGGCCUACGGUGUGGUGUUAUGGGAGAUUUUCUCCCACGGGAUGCAGCCAUAUUACGGAAUGGGUCACGAGGAGGUUAUUUACUACGUGAGGGAUGGUCACAUCCUUUCCUGUCCUGAGGACUGUCCCCUGGAGCUGUAUAAUCUGAUGCGUCUUUGCUGGAGCACACACCCAUCAGACAGGCCGAGCUUUAGCAGCAUACAUCGGAUACUGGAGCGAAUGCAUCUAAACAGCCUGAGUGCAAAUGCAGAGCCUGAAGCUGACUCGUAAUUUUUAUUUAAGUGAUUCUUGCAUGAGGGAAAGCAUCAAGGAAACUGGGAUUGCAGUUAUAAUUUGUCACUGAGAACAAGGAUAAAUGUAACACUUGAUAAUGUUGACUUUACUAGCCCUAUUUUUUCUUCUGUGGGUAUCAUAUGUUUAACCCCUAUCCUGUUUUAAUGACAAACUAUGUUUUAUUCAUUCUAUUUUGCUUGACUUUUCUUCAAGUCAAGCAAUUUUUGGGGCCUGAAAUCAUAAAUGUACCAGCCUUAUAUAGGAAAAUCUCAAAGAUAGGAUAAAUAUUAAAAUAAGAAAAUGUCUUUCUGCUUGAUCCACCUGAUUUGAAUUAAUUGCAUAUUAAUAUUAUAAUAUUAUAAUAUGCAUAUUUAAUUAGUGGAGGGACAUAUAAACCCCCAGGACUGGAGUUAUUUCUGAGAUGGAGAGCAGAUACAGAUACUUAUCUGAGUUGAAAAUAUCGCAGGAUGACAUCACAGGAUGUCCACACAGGAUGUCCACACCCAUAUUCAUUUGUGUGUUACAAAGCAGAUCAAAGACCAAUCUGAUUGGAAGACAAUGCAGCAGCAUCUGCUUGCACUUUUCUGAUAACAAAACACAAAACUAUCAUUCCUCCCAGUGACAAUUUACAGGAUAAACUGAGCUACUCCACAGUGGUUUCAUGAAGAUAUAUAAAUAUAAAAAUAAGCAAGUCUUCUGAACUGCUUUUCAAAAGAAAAUGAUGAACUUGAAUACUACAUCCAAUGCUCUGAUCAAACAUUGUCAAAUUGUGUCUAGCUGUAUAAUUUGUUUUUUUUUGCCCGGACAUACUACUGCUACAGUCUUUAAUAAACUGACAUUUGCUACUGUUCACAAGGCUUUCUAAAGUUAGCAUGUUAGCAUACCCUUCCUUUCUGAUGUGACUGAUAUUUUUCAGCUUGUAACUUAUUUCUACAUGCGCAAAAUCUAUUUUUUAAGAAAAGUUUUUCUCUUGAUUCUAAAACUUGGUGCCUUGAUCAUUAGAAACUUGAAUGACUAAUGUUUCAGCUACUCUCUUCUACACCAAGAGCUAUCUGAGAAUAUCUGAGCACUGUGCAGAGUUGGUCACAUAGAGGGAUUCACACCAGUCAGUACUGUGGAUCCCACACUGGGGAUGUGACUCACCGACCCCCAUGUAUUACACAAGCAGCAUCCGUCUACUCUCAUUUCAUCAAGUACUCCACAGAUCAUUUAAAAAAGCAUUAAUAGAAACAACAAUCAAAUACGUCAUUACUUUAUUCAUAUUUAAGCUACAGUAAUUAUUCUCAAUUUAGUUAGUAUAUUUCCAAUAACUAUUUUAAAAAGGCUAGGAGGUUAUCUGCAUGGGAUGAAAAAAGUCAAGCUCUGAAUGCAGCUGAAUUAACCUUUUUUGUUAGUUUUUUUUUUUACAGCGUUUGGGAAAUGUAUGUUUGUGGUUUUUUUAAUAGUUCUUAUAUAAUACCAUGUCCUUAGUUGUAUUCCUUUGUCAUGUACUAUAAAGACUUGAAUCAUAAAAGUAUGGACAUUUUUAGUAAUUUCAACAAGAGUUGUUUAAAUCUUGUUUUUUAUUAGUUUGGUUUUUAACAGUUUUUUUUUUCUUCUCUGCUCUGAAUUUUGAAGCAUAAAACAGAUCAAUGUCAUUUAAUGGACAAAGGGCAGUAGCUUGAGAACAUAAUGCUACCUUUUUAAAGAGUAUUGCUAUGAAAGAAACAGUUUAUUCCACAGUGGCACACAAUCACUUUUAAUUGACACUGAUCGUUAAAGUAUAUACAUUUUUAUUCCAGUUUGAGGCAUUUUCAUGAGGUUGUUUGUUUUCAUUGUUGGUUUUUGAUGGUCUUUCAAGUUUGCAGGAAAAACAAAAUUCAGUGAGUUUUGUUCAUAAAAUGUCUCAAUACUUGUUUAAUGGUUGUUCUGCAAAACCACUUGGCAAAAUCCAUUAAUUUAGGUUCCUUAAAAAUGAAUUGACUAAGAAUAAGCCAACAUUUGUCUGAAGGGUGCAACUGAAUUUGCUUUUAUGGAGGUUGAAUGUUUUUCUGUUUUUUAAGAAAAGGUUUAGUUCAUAUCGAACUGACAAGACUUUGCAUAUGACAUUUUUUUAAAAUUUUCUUACAUACAUUGUGGAAAGAUUGAAUAAAUUAGAGAUUCACAUAAUUUAAAAGAAAGUAUUCAAAAUUUUCAGUUCCAAAUGCAUCCAGUAAAACAGACACGCUUAAUUUCUUUUUAUGUGUGGUGUGCUAUUUUUUUUAGUUGCACUUCGUAAACUGUUUUCAGUUCGUUAUUUAUUUUUGUAUUUUUUGAUUUCUAUGAAAUAAUAUACAGUACAUAUGUGUAUGUCUGUAUUGCCUAUGAAUAAACAAAUAUUCCAUGUAUUCGCCCGCGGAGCAAAUUCUAAAAAUAGCCAUUGUCAUUAGGGAGCACUGCCAAAGAAAUUAUUUAAUUGAGUGUUUUUACAUUGAAGUAAUAGCAUUUGUUUAUAUUUAGAGUUUUAAAAAAAGGAAAUGAUAAAAACCGUUUAAAAUAAAUUGCUUUAUGUAUAAAACUCUUUCCUACGGUUGAAGUUCAGAACUAUGCUCAGACGCCUGCAGGAUAUUAUCGGAGGGCAGCAGCGCCUGCAGCUGUACAGCUGCACAUACUCUGUGUACCUUGAGAUCUUCCUUUAAGUAAAAAAAAAGAGAAAAUAAUUUCUGGAAUUUUUAUUAUUUAACCCUCUUUACUAUUAAAACAAUUGUGGAGAAAAAAAGAUCUUUUGUGCCAAAACAUCUUGUAUGUAUUGAACGUGCAAGGAGGGAGGUGGGCGAAGGGGGCCUGAGCCCCUACCCUUUUUAUCCUUGAUGCCCCUAGUGCCCCUUUUGAGUUUUUUUUUUUCUCAAAAAAAUGUUAUUUUGAUUUUUUUAUUUUUAAUCUGUUUGUCAGAAGGCCUGCUGGUAGGACUGGUAAUAUAUCACCAAGGCUGAAAUCCGCACUUGGGAGACAGCGGACUCUUGAGGACAAUGGACUGGCGAGGCAGGGUGCGAGGACCAAUGGUCAAAAGGAAACAUUGUGUCCGAAAACAGAAAAAGGGAGAAACGGGCGGGCCUGUUGACCCAGCUGAUGCCAACUCAACCUCUCUCUAGCAAAGCAAGGUUGGUGGAAUCAAAUAAUGUUCUCACUCUUUGGUUACCUAGCAACUCACUCAUUCUUUGGUUACCUAGCAACAGCCUGUUGAGUCACUUGCGCAGCAGCAGUUUCUGGUUUCACCUCCAUUCCUCAGAAUUGCUUAGAAAUAAAAAAAGAAAUAAAAAAACAUUGUGAUGUAUUCCAAAUAUUUAAAACAGAAAAACUAACAAAAAAUUAUUGAUACAGAUAUAAGACACUUAUUUCAUGAUAUCGUAAUAUUGUUCAGCCUUACCAUAAUUAGACUAUUUCCGUGUUUAAAAUCCAUUUUAAUUAGUUAUUAUUUAGGAUUAUUUUCUGAGAAAUUGAGUUUGAUUAGUUUGAAUGUAAUUACUGAAAUUUGUGGUUUGGGUAAUGUUAUCAUUAACCAAAUCUAUAUGAGUUACAACAACAUUUAAUUUCCCUUUGGGAUCAGUAAAGUUGAAUUU